CACCGAGCGAGCGCGCUAGCAGCCGCUCCCGCCCCGUGCAUCCGCAGCUACCGCGCCGCGGCGAGACCCGGAGACCGACCGACGGACCCGCGCAGUCGCAGCAUCCUGGAGGAGAACAUGCUUGCCAAUUCGGCCAGUGUGCGAAUUCUCAUCAAGGGAGGCAAGGUGGUGAAUGAUGACUGCACCCACGAGGCAGACGUCUACAUCGAGAACGGCAUCAUCCAGCAGGUGGGCCGUGAGCUCAUGAUCCCUGGUGGGGCCAAGGUGAUCGACGCCACCGGGAAACUGGUGCUCCCUGGGGGCAUCGACACCAGCACCCACUUCCACCAGACCUUCAUGAACGCCACAUGUGUGGACGACUUCUACCACGGGACCAAGGCGGCGCUCGUCGGCGGCACCACCAUGAUCAUUGGUCACGUCCUGCCCGACAAGGAGACCUCCCUUGUGGAAGCCUACGAGAAGUGCAGGGGUCUGGCUGACCCCAAGGUCUGCUGCGACUAUGCCCUCCAUGUAGGCAUCACCUGGUGGGCACCCAAGGUAAAAGCAGAAAUGGAGACACUAGUGAGGGAGAAGGGUGUCAACUCCUUCCAAAUGUUCAUGACCUACAAGGACUUGUACAUGCUUCGAGAUAGUGAGCUGUACCAAGUGUUCCAUGCCUGCAGGGACAUUGGGGCCAUCCCCCGGGUCCACGCUGAAAACGGGGAGCUCGUGGCUGAGGGUGCCAAGGAAGCUCUAGAUUUGGGUAUCACAGGCCCCGAAGGAAUUGAGAUCAGCCGUCCAGAGGAGCUGGAAGCCGAAGCCACCCACCGGGUCAUCACCAUUGCAAACAGGACUCACUGUCCCAUCUACCUGGUCAACGUGUCCAGCAUCUCCGCUGGUGAUGUCAUAGCCGCUGCUAAGAUGCAAGGGAAGGUGGUGCUGGCUGAGACCACCAACGCACAUGCCACGCUCACAGGCUUGCACUACUACCACCAGGACUGGUCCCACGCAGCUGCCUACGUCACCGUGCCUCCUCUGAGACUGGACACCAACACGUCCACCUACCUCAUGAGCCUGCUGGCCAAUGACACUCUGAAUAUUGUGGCAUCUGACCACCGGCCAUUCACCACGAAGCAGAAAGCCAUGGGCAAGGAAGACUUCACCAAGAUCCCACACGGAGUGAGCGGAGUGCAGGAUCGAAUGAGCGUCAUCUGGGAGAGGGGAGUGGUUGGAGGAAAGAUGGAUGAGAACCGUUUCGUGGCCGUCACCAGUUCCAACGCAGCCAAGAUUCUCAACCUGUAUCCCCGCAAGGGCCGCAUCAUCCCCGGAGCUGACGCCGACGUGGUGGUGUGGGACCCGGAAGCCACAAAGACCAUCUCAGCCAGCACCCAGGUGCAGGGUGGAGACUUUAAUCUGUAUGAGAACAUGCGCUGUCACGGCGUGCCGCUGGUCACCAUCAGCCGGGGACGUGUUGUGUACGAGAAUGGCGUCUUCAUGUGUGCAGAGGGCACUGGCAAGUUCUGCCCCCUGAGGUCUUUCCCAGACGUUGUCUAUAAGAAGCUGGUGCAGAGAGAGAAGACCUUAAAGGUGAGGGGAGUGGACCGCACUCCCUACCUAGGGGAUGUCGCUGUUGUUGUCCACCCUGGGAAAAAAGAGAUGGGGACGCCACUGGCAGACACCCCCACUCGGCCAGUCACCCGGCAUGGCGGCAUGCGGGACCUUCAUGAAUCCAGUUUCAGCCUCUCUGGUUCUCAGAUCGAUGACCACGUUCCAAAGCGGGCCUCAGCGCGGAUCCUUGCGCCCCCUGGAGGCAGGUCGAGCGGUAUUUGGUAAAGGCCCUGACCAGCCCCGCCCCCGAGUGGGGUUGCUCCACGGACACCCGCCUGCACACCUUCCGGCCGCAGCUGCAGGGGGUGGGAGAGGUUGGGCUGGGCAGUGCUUCACCGGUGUGGUCUCCACCAACCAGGGAGCCCCGCCUCCCUUGUCUGACCGCGAUUCACGGGGCUCUGAUCCACCCCUAACAAGGCACUUUGAGCUGUUCCUCAUGCUCUGCUCCUUCCUUGGCCCUGGGGUUUCCCUGGGCCCCAGAAGCCCACACUAUGCACAGCACCCAAUGCAUAGCACCUGGCCCUGCCCCUCCUCUCACCCUGACCUCCUAUGCUGGCUCUGGGAAGGCCCAGACUUUGGUGCCCUGCCCUGCUGCCUACCCAGACAGGUGUCCGGAGCACUUUACCAGAUAUAAGUAAGGGCCUUCCCCCCUCACCCCCUAGGCCCCAUGGUGACAUUUCCCAAGUCAGACAGGUGUCAACUCCCCAGCCAUGCCCACUGUGUCCCAUCUCUCCCGAUUCGCCCCAGCCCUGUGUGGGUACAGUCGGGACACCCCAGGUGUGGCCGUGCUUGGGACACCCUGUGCCCUUUGCUAGCCUCUUUUCACUGCCUACUCACACCCUCUGGGAGUCCCAGGCCCCAGAAAGGUAGCUGGGUGGGCAUGGGGCUGGUGCCAGGCGCGUGUAAAUGGUUUUGUUUUGCACGUUUGGUUUGCGCAGUGGUUUGGUUUGACUUGUUUGUGCACCCUGUGGAAAAUAGCGGUGCUUCGUGUCACUAGCAUAGCAUAGAAUCGGGAAUAGAUUUGGUUCGUACGAGAUGCUGCACUCACCGUCAACCAGACAGUACAGGGCAGAGGUGGGGGCAGGCUGUCCCCCUGGUCCCUUCCCCCCACCCAGGGUCCUUCUACUUCCAAAAGCCCCAGACCAUGCCUCCCCUACCCCACACUCCUGCCUCCUGCCACCCCCUCCUACAUUCCUACAUUCAAAUGUCCUGGAUUCUGACCCUAAAAACCUUCAAGCAGCAAGGUGGGCCCUCUCCCAUCUCUGCUCCUGGUUCCUCCCAGCACUAACCCCACAUCCACACCCUCACAAAGCUUCCUAUAACUUGCCCCUGCUGGACAAGGCCUGGCUACUCCUCCUGUGUGACUAGCAAGAGGCCUCAUACCUGCUGAGAAAGGGGGAGUAGGAGAGGGUUGGCCGGCCAGCCACAGGGAAGGGGCUUCAACCCACAAGGCCUAGCUGUCGAAUCCACCACACAAGUGCUAUGGGACCCUGCACUCAACACUCUGCUCUUGCUGACCACCCCGUCUCAGAAGCUCCUCGGAGGUUCUCAUAGGUGGCUAAACAGCCUGGGAAGUGGCUCAGCUGGCUGCCUUUGAUAAGCCUUCCCACCAACCCUUGGCAAGUGAUCUCACUUUUGUUUGAGCUCCCCAAACUUGCCAGAGGCUCCGGAGAUCUUGGCACUCAUCCCUGUACCUCUUUUUAUUUUAUUUAUUUAUUUUUCCUGCUUUGGGUACAUCAAAGCCCUUCCUUCCAUGUAUCAGCUCUCACGGGCUCCUCUUGACAGUGGAAGGCUUACCACUCUCCCCAUUUCACAGAUCAAAACUGAGGUCUGGAAAGUUUAGACCCCCUGGCCCCCUAGUUGUUCAUGGCUGCCAUUGGAUGUCUAACCUAGCUGUGGAAAACAGUUGUGGAGUGAUGUCAGGCUGGCUGGGAGUUUAACCAGAUAGAAUGCUUUCCCUCAGGGAGCGCAUUCUGCCUUGCUUUGCACAAGUCGAUUUUAUCUUUGUCAUGAGCUGACUAAUGUAUACUCUUGGUUUGAGCCUGGACUAGAAAAGUGUUGGGAACUUGUGUGUGAUUCUAAUUGCAUCUUCAUCUUCCCUUCAUUCCCAUUAUCCUCACUUAGGAGCUGAAAGGACAAAUAACCCAGGGAACAGGGAUAGCCACAGGAACAGUAGGUAAUGGCCCUGGAAAAGCCUUCAUGGACAACAACAACAGGUGGCGCUGGCCCCUGGUACAGUGUCUGACUGUAUCUUUCUUUCUCCCUCUCUCCUCCUCCUUCUCCUUCUUGACACAAAGUCUUGCCUAUGUAGCCUGGCCUUGAACUCACAACAAUCCUGCCUUUGUUUCUCCGAGUACUGGAAUUAUACACAUUGGCUACCACACCUAGCUAUACAUCAGCUUUGUCUAUUUCUGCCCUUGCAGGGUCAUAGGCCUUGGCCAGAUGCCAGAGAUCCAAGGGGUGGUAGGGCCAGCUAGGCAGGCCACAUGGCAUGGGCCAGGAAUGCCCCACCUGCUCUGAGUGUUUCCACCCCGAGAAGUGUGUGACCUGAGUGGUGGGAGAGUGUGUGUUCAAGAGGCCGCUGUAGGCCUUCCACUUCACCCACCCACACCCUUCUGUAGGCCCAGGUCCAUCCUUUCAUAGACUGCUCAUCCAGGAGCUUCUAAGAGCCAAACAAACCAUCAUCCCCCAGUGUCUGCUUCCUGCCCUGUGCAGAGCUCCAGUCAGCCCCAUCACAGGUCCAGUGGCUGCUGGCUGGAGCGUAAAGGGUCUCUGGUUGCACCGAAUGCAGCUCUCAAACUGGUCUUGUACUUGCUGAAUAAAUACUGUUGUUCUUGCCUUAGCUGCUCUCUAGGUUUGUGGGGUUAACUUACCAGAAAAUUGUGCUACUGUGUGUUUGUGUGUGUGUGUGCGUGUGUGUAGUGCUAGGAGUCCACAGUAGGUCUCUUGUCAAGCCAGUGCCAUGAUGAGGGCAUCUCUUCUAUUGACCCAGAAACCACAGAACCACAUGGAAGCCAACCCCCCUCCAGCUGCUGAGGUGGCAGGCACAGCCGUCAGAACGGAGCUGUCAGCGCCCCAGCCCCCAAGCGACUCCCUCGCUCCUCUGUAAAUGUCAUGGUGCUAAGGUUGUGUCAAUCCCAAGACGACACAUGGUCCUGUGCUUUGGCCA
This is a messenger RNA of Psammomys obesus (fat sand rat), 4756 nucleotides long. RefSeq names its product dihydropyrimidinase like 5 (gene Dpysl5). NCBI's taxonomy places the organism in Eukaryota, Metazoa, Chordata, Mammalia, Rodentia, Muridae. The transcript has 13 exons. Gene Ontology annotation, molecular function: hydrolase activity, acting on carbon-nitrogen (but not peptide) bonds, in cyclic amides. The coding region runs from base 118 to 1812 and encodes 564 amino acids. The record is from RefSeq and is a predicted model, not a curated record. Gene Ontology annotation, cellular component: cytosol; cytoplasm.